Messenger RNA from Xyrichtys novacula (pearly razorfish), 8437 nucleotides. Lineage: Eukaryota; Metazoa; Chordata; Actinopteri; Labriformes; Labridae. The record is from the annotation of a GenBank genome assembly.
AUGCAGAGGAGUCCUAAUACAACAUGUAAAGCAACUCAGGAUCACAUGUGAGUACAGGAUUUCUGUUUUCCAUCUCUUUUUUUAGCACAUGAGCCACAUCAUCCCUCUUUUGUGCUCCAGUUUCUCCACAAACAUUUGGAACAACUAUUUCAUUUGAUUUUAAACACGAAACACACACAACAGAAAUAAUCUUUUAUGCAUUUAGUAAAAGUUCGGUACAAUCUUGGAUUUAUGCUUCCUCUGAUCGAUAUAAAACUGUCCUCAUUAAGUUCAUAUCCACAGCAGCAGAAUGCUGUCUGUAGCAGUUAAGUUUAGCAAAGUGAUGCCCCAACUAAAAGUGACAAGGUGUUAGACAUCUGGAAAGUGACUUAGAUGACAGUUUAGAGUUUCAUCAUAUCAAAACAUGAUUCAACAAACUCUAAAAGGAAACCAGAAGAUCAUCCAUAUGUCAGUAAACCUUUCCAAAAACUAGAGAUCCUUGUUUCCAUUCAUCUAAAAACAAGGGUGCCAUUUGUCACAUCAAGCUCCCCUGCAAGUCAUUCCAGCUGCACAGAAAUCAGACCCCUGUUCAGUAUUUCCAGACAUGACGAGACCAAAACCUUUCCCUAUGCUGCGCUUGUGGAUGUCCAAACUAAAGCAGCUGAGACGCAGCAGUGUUAUCAGGUUGCGUGAACAUACCGCAAAUUGAUUUACAGCUGAGUCAGAUAUAGUGCAACUUCCGAUGCUGCUCGUACAGUCUUAGCUGGGCAGUGGGACAAGUUUCCAUGACAGGGAGAGUCUACGGAAAAACCCAAAGUCGUGCCAGUAUCUCAGGUGCCUGCAGACAGUUGACACUGCAAACAUACAUGAACAUGAUGUAUGUGGAGGCAGUGAUAGGUUUUCAUGUGACAUGUCUGUUUGUGUGUGUUUGCGUCAUGCAGUUUCAACCCCCUGGAAAGCCACGAGCAGCCGCAUGUAAAGGAGAACCGGGACUCCGAGGACCCCAGAGAAUACUGUUAUGGUACAGCAGACUCUUUAUUUAUCUGCAAACUGCUUGCCAAUGUUAACACACUAAAAGGAUCAUCACAGCCAUGAUCCAUUGCAAAGUUCAAGGUUCAUAUGUGACAAACAUAUAGCAUAUAGUACAUUAUAUUCUGGUUGAUUGCCUGAUGGGGCCAUCACCAGAGCUAAACUGCCAAAGACAACGUAUAGGCUGAUUUUUGAACUGGGAUUAAAGAUUAAUGCUGCAUUUCAGUAACCUCAGAAGUCAGAAGUUGGAGCUGGGAAUGACGUUACACCCAAGUUGACGGCGUUCCAGUUAACAAGUCGGAAAACCAAGAUGGAUGCCUACUGUUAGACGUUGUUAGCUGUUGUUUACAAUUGUCAGCUGUCGCUGGUUGAUGUCAGUUGUUGUUAGCGGUUGUCAGCUAUUGUUUGCUGUUGUUAGUUGUUGUUAGCUAUAUCAGUUGUAAACAACAUAGAACACAGUAUUUUACUCUUACAAACACCAUAGCACCGUGUUCACAGUUAGACAUUGGGCAGUAUAACAUAUACCACUUAUUUAAUUUAACAAAAACAAAACAGAAGUGCAAAUAAAUAAUAUGUUACGAGAGCUUUCACUAUUACUCUUUGCUGUUGAUGCACUGCGCUGCCAUCUUGGAUUAUGAUGUUGACAUCAAGUCGGGGUUGGUGAGGAUCGUCCGACUUUCAGAUUCGGAUAUCUGACUUCAGAGGGGCGUUCCAGAUGAAUUUCAGACUCGCAGCUCGGAAAUUCCAACUUCCGAAUACAACUGGAAUGCAGCAUUAAUCAGUGCUGCAAUUUCCUUUUCCUCUCUGCUGACAUACAUGUGCUCCAAUGAGACAAUAUGGUCAGAUCAGCUGGUGGUCUUACUGUGGAGGAAACUAAACCUGAUGAAUAAGACUACACAGAUUGAAACAGUAUUUCAAAGGCAGGAUGAGUGCUCUGAGCUCGGAUUAUGAAUAUAAAAAGAUAUUCUGUAAUAAGUUCAAGUUUUCUUGUAAAAUGUUGGAAAGCUCCACUGCUUUAGGGUGGUAAAAUAUUCAAAUAGAACAAAUUCGGACAGGGGAAUUUUUCUCUGGUUGAAUCCCAAGGAGAUCUUACUCUCCUUCUUUUCUUUCCUAUAAUAUAUGAAGUUGCUUACAGCUUUAUACUUCUAAAAUACUUUUUGAAACGUAUUUUUAAAUAUAUAGCACCUUCCCUGGUCCUACAUGUAAAAAAAAAAAACCCUCAACACCAGGGCUGCAACUUUAAAGAGACUUUAAGGUUAACUAACCAGCAAAUCUUCAGUCUUGAGAAAUCAAGCAGAUGUAGGAGUGCUAAAAACUGCUGUACCAUUGGUGUCCACUUGACACCAUGUACCCACCAUGACAAAAAGUCUAUUUUUAAGAGCAAAAAUAAACAUGUUUAAAGCCAGGUUACAAAACAUAUUGGGUCUGAUCAGCUCAGGAACCCCCAAGCAUCCACUGAACAGCAAGAAAACUCCUUUGUGACAUGUUUGUUUUGUAGAUAUUAAGGCUAGGAGAUUGGAGAUUGAGAGGCAGCUGUGCACACUGUAAUUUGCUGCCACUUGGAAAGAGCCUAACAUUGAUUAUGACCACUAACCUGCCUUAAUACCUCAGUGUAAAUCCUCUGAUUGGCUCCCAUCCUUUGGUUUGCCUUUUCUUAGUUACUCUGUCCUGAGACAUUCAGCUUUCUGACACAUAUUUUUGAUUUUUUAUGCCCUUUAAGUGCUUCCCCCUCGCUGUCAUGGCCUCAGUCCACAGUUAUCCCUCUCUCAUUGUAAAUCACUUGAACCUGCAGUAUCUCUUUGCCCAUUCUGACCUUGCUCCCUCUGUUCUUCCUCUCUUUCCUGCCAGCUGUGCAGGUUUCUGCGAGUAUCUCUGGAGGGCAGAUAAGCUGCUGAGUAUGUGAUACUACAGAUACCUGACACAGUAAUAAAUCAUAAACCAUCUUAUAUCAUGUUCACUUUUAAUAGAAAAAGAGAUUCAAUUUCCAGAUCUCUGACAAUGUCCAAGAAGUGUGUGUCUUGCUGUCUCAAAGAGAGCUGAUACAGGCUUAUGCAUCAUCAUUUUUCAGAGUCCUGCUGGCAGAUUUAAAUGUAUUACUCACUGCAGACAUGGUACAGCUUAGAGGAAGUUGUAAUGCCAGAAAUAGCUUUAGAGCCACAUUUUUUGUCCUCGCUCUCUAAAGCUCUCAGAACAGCAGAAUAAAUUCCUAAUGUGUCACAAAUGCUGCACACAUUGAUCAAUCCCAGGAGGGCCACUUCACAAUCUGAGUUUAUAUUAAAAAUAUAUCAAAAGACAUGACUUUGGCUGAUCUCAUAUUUUUCUUUUUUAUCUCCUCAGGAGGGUACCACCCUGUCCAGAUAGGUGACACCCUUAACGGACGUUACCAGGUGCUUUCUAAGCUCGGCUGGGGUUAUUUCUCCACCGUCUGGCUGUGCUUGGAUCACACGUAGGUUUAAUUGGGGACUGUAUAAAAGUGAUCAGGAUGGAGAGGUGGGGGAGAGUCUUAAGUUUCACUUUCCAAAAAGGAAAGAGACUUUUCAGUGUGACCUUUGGAUGAUCGUGGGCCAGCGUCCUGUGUGUUCCAGCAGUAUAUUAACCUUAUGGGUUCAUUAGAGUGUAAAGACACAAUGAAAGGUUAAUGGGAUUAAAUAAUUACAAAUACUAUUCACCAGGUACAUUAUAAGACAGAUAUACACAGUCACUCCUACAUUUCAAAACAACAUCCUCUCUAUGGUACCACGACUCUCAGAUGACAGUUGACUCUGUGAGGUUACCUACUGCAAGGGGUAGCACAUGUCUGCAGACCCAGAGGCUGCAGAGACAGGACUGCAAUUCUGGGACUAGAAUUCUUAGACCUUUGUUGUUUGAAGCAGUUUGGUGAUUGUGCUGGGCUGCCAAGUGUCAGUGUCUUACCAUGAUCAUAAACUGUUGAAACGACACAAGAGUCUCAUAGAUGUUACUCGACGGAUUUGACUGCAUGGACCAAGAAAGGGCAACUGAACACAUCUGUUGAUGUACUUGGAUGCAGCCCAUUACCAAAACUGACCAUGUCAAAAAAGUCAGUGGCUGGCCUGACAGUCUAAGUGCGCUCCAUACACAGACACUACAAUCUUUGUCUUAGCAGCUGCUAGUUUGACUCCGAUCCACGAUUCACUGCUGCAUGUCUCCCCUUUGCUGAGUUGGUUACAAUCUUAAUCCUUCUUUUUGAAACUUGUUCAAAAAUUUUGUGAUUAGUGUAGGAAAUCAUUGACUGAUUCAUUACGUAAGAAAUGAAACACACUCUUUUCACACUUAAACACAGAAUUUUGCAGAGGGUUACUACUUUGUCCUGAAUGCCUGCAGGUCUGAUCUGGUGUUUCUGUUGAUGCAGGCUCAGUCGGCGUGUGGCUGUGAAGGUGCUGAAAAGUGGACCCGGCUUCACUCAGGCAGGACAGGAUGAACUCGCCCUCCUUCGAUGUGUCAGUCAUGCACAGUUUGUUUGCUCUGUCUUUGACCCUUCUCCACUUUUCUGCUUUUCAAACAUUUCUUUGUCUUUUAUUCGGACAGUUUAUUCAUCAUUAGACUCUUCUGACUGUCUUGUCUCUUUUCUCCUCAGGCCAGUGGUCCUACAACCCGCCAUCCCCUUAGUCGAAGGAUUGUGAAGCUGUUGGAUGAGUUCAAGUUGGUUGGGGUCAAUGGGAUCCGUAUCCUUUUGCAUACUUUCAUGACCCGAAACUGAGGGCUGAAGAAAUCUAAGCUGGUGUAGUUUUGAGGGGACCUCAAAUGCACUUACAAGAUCAGAAAGUGCAAGAUAAUUAUGCAGACAUCUAAAUAAUUUAUCACUUUGGACCAGUAGUGCUUUUAGAGAUGUGCCAUUCACAUAUUGCAUCAUGCAGUGAAAACCUCAUAGCUAGCACUCUGUAAAAAUGUGAACACAGCCUUGAUACCUGUGGUCAGAUAUUUGCCUGGUCCUGGAGCUGCUGGGACCUGAUCUGAGAAGCUGGCAGAUUUGUUUUGGGAAUCCCGGACUGUCACAGCCUUUGGUCAAACAAAUACUCACUCAGGUAAAAACUGCAAGGACUGAAGAUAUGUUGAUAGACUACUGGAACAAUUUGGUUCUUAAGUUACUAUUUUUAUCUAACCACUUUGGACUCAUGGGCUAGAAAAACUUGUUUUGUGUUUGCUCUAGGUGCUGCAGGGCUUGUACUACCUCCACACUCAGUGUCAAAUCAUCCACACAGACAUCAAGCCUGAGAACAUCCUGCUGUUUUCUGAAGACCUGUCCCAUGUUGUUCCAGCAGGGGGCAGCAGCAGCUCCUCCUCUGUGCUGACCAGGAAAGAGGCCAACUCUACAGGUACAGUUUAACUUUUGUUAACACAACAGGGUUCAUCAUAUGUGUGCAUAAAGCAGAUGUGUAAUCUUUACUCUGUAGAUACUCUAGGCCUAAAUCAUACAAGACAUUUGUUGCACUGUGUUAACUGAAGAAGCCAGAUGACCUGAUGCAUGAUUUUCUUUUUUUUGUUUCUCCAGUGAAGGAACAGAUCAACCAACACAGUCUGAAGGACAUCACAGUGAAGAUUGCAGACCUGGGCAGCUCCUGCUGGGUGGUCAGUACUUGUGCUGUACUUACAGGUUUUCAUGUAUGACAAGCUAAUUGUGAAGUUUGUUUUUAACCCAAAGAGACUAUCUCUCCCUGUAAUCUUAAAUUGACUGCCUAAUUUGUUUCUAAAGGGAUAAUCUCUGCAGGUAAAAGUCAUGACUUUUUUGACUGAUUUAUACUGAUAAUCUCUUUCUUUGUUAUGCUUGUUUCUUUUGUUUGGAGCAGUACAAACAUUUCUGUGAGGAGAUCCAGACCCGGCAGUAUCGCUCUCUGGAGGUUUUACUGGGAUCUGAGUAUGGCCCGCCUGCUGAUAUCUGGAGUGUCGCCUGCAUGGUGAGGAAUAAAAAUAAACUAUAUGAUCUUCCCAGGCCUUCUACAUGCUUAUGUGGAAUACAGGAAGGGAGAGCAGCAGCAAAGAUGAUACAAACAGCAUUUAGAGAAGCAGCUGGGGUGGAGGUGGGCUGCAAAGUCAUAUGCAAAGGAAAGCAUCCAUUAGACUGUUCGACAAGCGAAUACAUAUGGUAACCGGCUGGGCCAUCAGCUGAUAUGGGCAGCUGUUAAAGAUCCUGUGAGAAGCUUUUGGCUCAUGUCAACUUUGGUGGACAAAACCCUGUGGAUAAAAACAGUCAUUCUACAUACUGAAAUAGUGUCUUAACCUUUGCAGCUUUUAGGGUCAAAUACACCUUUUUAUUUUUAAAGUGGAAAAUGCUAUAUAUGCUUUUUUAAAGGGUGGCUCCAAUGACUCCUAUCCCUUUGCACCAGUUCCAGCCAUGAGAAAUUACUGAACAAAAAUACACAAAUUUUAUCAUCUAUUGUCUUGUUUGCAUUUUAUAUAAUAAAAAGCAUCUAUAUUAAUAUCAGUUUUUUUCAUUAAUCUCAAAAACCUCCUCACAGGAGCUUUAAGACCCCCUUAUGUACUCUGGGCUGGGUCUGACUUCCUAACCUGCAUCGACAUGCAGUACAGCACACUCAGUAUUUGGCUACAUUAUCCUAUCAAAGGCUUUAAAACCUUGCACAAACUCCAAUCUGCUGUCAAACCAGAGUGUGUCUUUGGGAAACAGAAUCAGAUUUUGUGCCUGGUAUGUAGCAGUGUUGCAUUUAUGCCAUAUUAAAUAAGAAUUGAUCCAAAGCUGUGUUAAUAUAGAAAGCCUGGAAAGUGAGGGAGUGUAAGAUCGAGGUGUGUUCUAGCCAAAAUGGACUAUUUUCCAUGAUCUGUGUAGUGAGCACAAAUGUUGCAUCAUCUUGUUUCAAUAAGAGCCUGAAAUAGACCAAGCACACAGCUCCACAGUGGGUCUUUUACAAGUUUUGUCGCCAGUGUAGGUUCUCCUUCCUCCUACACUCUUGGAAAGGAGGUGUUGGAUGCAUCUGUUUGUUCUCUCCACAGAAAGUUACAAAAGAGAAAUUUUAUCCUGUAUUACAAAAUACCAAGAAUUAAAUUUGAGACUCUUGAUACCAUUAACAUGAGUAAUUUGGUUUUUAAUAGGUGGAGAUAGGUUAUUCGAAAAAUUUACCAAAAAAUGUUGUAAAACUUUAUUUAUCAAGUCCCUCAUGUAAGGAAGUGUGGCACUGAUUCAUUUUGAAACUUCAAAUUGGACUUUUCUGUAAUUGCAACCAAAGAUGGGAUUGAGGCACUUGUUGAGAACUGGCGAGAGUACAUAAGAAAAAAAUCGACCAAGUUUGAUUUAUCACCAAGACAGAAGAAAGCCUGAUUCCGUUUCAAGACCACCCUACAUCAAACGACUAAGAUCACAAGAGUACACCCUGACUCCAGUAAAACCCUUAUGAUUUUAUUCUGACCUUUAACAUUUGUGACUUUCAAAAGUUGUGUAAUAUAGCCAAGCAAAAGUCCAGCACCUUGAUUUUAACAUUAAAUCCUGUCUCUGAUGGGGAAAAUAGCCAAUCAUACUAUGGAGUGGCACCUGGGGUCGCUAAUUAGACCACGAGGGGGGCCCGUGCCAACCCUCUGGACUCACCCCUGCCCACUUUGACAUCCAUCUUGUCUUUUAAUUGUUUUUUUAUUCAUUUAUUUUGCUUUUUCUCAGGCCUUUGAGUUGGUCACUGGGGACUCCCUGUUUGAACCCAAAGCCAGCGAGUCUGUUUCCCUGGAGGAAGGUACGUUUAGUGCAGACUGCUGACUCUGGCAAAGAAUAAGGGGAUUACACCUUGCAUUGUAGUUGCUGGGGCCAUUUAUGCUAAUGUAUGUUGUAAAUUUGUGCAUCUAUCACAGACCAUAUAGCCCAGAUCAUGAUGCGGCUUGGUAAAAUCCCACCAGCCCUUGCUUUAUCGGGCAAAUACUCUGGAGAGUACUUCAGCCGUAGAGGUAAGUCUGUAACUUAAGGUUCAAAAGGAGUCAAAAAUCUGUUUACCAGCCUGACUUUACUUCUUAUUGAUGUAUCUUGGCUUUGAAUCAAACAGAGGGGAAGAGGGAGCUGGGUUUGGGGCAAAGCUUUAGAGUUACCCAUUGAUCCACCUUUCUAAUCCCAUGUUUUUGCGAUGAGCUUUGGUUAAUUAUUGAUUAAAAGGAUGAGAUCAUAUAUACACAUUGAGGUGGUACAAGCAUCUUAUUAGGAUGCUUUGAGAUGUAGAUAGGCCAGUGAUAGUAUGCAUGGAUGAAUGCACAGAUACAUGGAUACCAUUGUGUAACACUGUUUGUUUCUCACUCAGGUGAUCUGCGUCACGUCGGCCCGCUGAGGCUCUGGAGCCUUUAUGAUGUCCUGGUGGAGAAAUACCAUUUCUUACUUGAGGAGGCCUCUAAAUUCUCAGACUUUCUGCUCUGUAUGUUGGAUUAUUACCCAGAGAGGAGGGCAACUGCUGCACAGUGUCUCCGACACCCAUGGUUGACCUUAUGA